Messenger RNA from Colossoma macropomum (tambaqui), 7234 nucleotides. RefSeq lists its product as uncharacterized. NCBI's taxonomy places the organism in Eukaryota, Metazoa, Chordata, Actinopteri, Characiformes, Serrasalmidae. The record is from RefSeq and is a predicted model, not a curated record. Bases 58 to 975 code for a protein of 305 amino acids. The transcript has 3 exons.
UGUGUGUGUGUGUGUGUGUGUGUCGGGUGGGCGGAUCGGCUUAGGGGGUUUUGUCUCAUGACACCAUCAUUACAGCUACCCAACCAAACCAAUCAAACACAAAGGUAUUCAACAGGUCAUAGUAAGGGGAGUGCCUUGAGUGAAAAAGACCUGCAUUCGCCCAUAUACCGUCAACGGCUUUGCUGUGUGGACGCCAGCUUUCUUUCAGGUUUGAACCGUUUGGUUGAGUCGGUUGGUCUCCUAACACCACCUGGAUUUGACGCUGCCCCAAGUAUGUCUAAAGCAAUUGAACGCCGUGUUGCAGUACAUAACGAUUUCGAAUUGGUUGGAUUUAACCCCAGCGCUACAAGCAGCCCAGGUGAAUCAUCGCGGGGUCAAAAGAACAAGGAACUUGAGGAAAUCCAGAAAUCAACUGAUUUGGUGUGUGCGAAUACGGUGUUACCCAGAGUUGAUCCUGAUCUGGAUGUAGCCAGCUGGUCUGAAGACUUUUUAAACAACUGGCACAUCAACAAUUUUUCAGAAAACGAGGACAAAACUACAGCGGCUGUACCAAAAGUUGGAACUCUAAAUAAACCAAGAGACACUGAUUUGCGGUCAAAUCAAGAACAUGAAGCCCAAGACCAGGUAGGCCGCUGUGCCAUAUGUAAUAAUUCUGGGGAAAAUAUAACAUUGGGGCAGCUUAAUCAAGAGAUAAAAAGACUGUCAAUUGAACAACGUAGACAAGCCGCUCUUCUUCGUCGGUGUGAUAAAGACAAGGUGAAACUAAAUGAAGAAAUUUCUAAAUUAGAAAAAGCGGUUCAGGAGCGUGACAUAAUUAUUCAGAAAAUAGUUGGUGAUCUUAACACACAUACUAAAUUGAUAAAAGACAAGGCUGAAUAUGAUAAAGUAACAAGAGAACUAUUAUUUAAUUUAAAUAGAUUCUUACAGUUAAAACUAUCACCAUGGAUUCCUGUUCCUGGACCAUCUUCCAGAUAGUCAUUUUUUGUUAUUGGUUAAGGCUUGGGUUUUGUAUUGUUUUUUAUUUAUUUUUAUUGUUUAAGGUUGUUUUGUAUUGUUGUGUUGACAUUGUCACGGCUGGUUUGUAUUGUGUUCAGUAGUUUUAAAUAAACUAACUCAUCAGCGCAAAACUUGAACGUAAACACGUUAGCGUUGUUUUAAAUACGUAAUGGUAAAAUCUCUAAAUUAAACAUAUAAAAUGGCAUCUAAUAGGUCUUGGGAGUCAGACAACAACCAGUAUGUUAGUAAGUGUUGGGGGCAGUUGUCACCCCUUGAACAAUUGCAGUGUCUAAAUGAUGAGUAUGUGACUGGUAUUGAUGAACUUAUUAAUGAACAGCAAGACACCGACACCUUACAUAACGUACUUGCUAGUUUACAAAUUACACUUGACAAUUGGUCGCCAAAUACAAGUCAUACAGCACAAUCCACACCAACAAAACGUUGUAGAAUCGGUGAUAGUUGCCGCAAUUUUGUGUAUAAUGACCCUAUAUAUGAAGCUUGGGACAUGUUCACCAUCGAGCAAAUACAUAGUCUAAACGAUGAAAUUGUGAUGGCUAUAGCAUCCCUAGAAAGUGACACACAAAAUAAUACACAACACAUAAACACAGAACAGACAGGCGCUGGCAUGCAAACACAUAGUUCCCCAUCACUUGAUCUAAUGGCUCCUAACUUUGGUUUAUCAUUAUAUAUAUGAUAUUGCACAGUUAGUAAGAAAUGGGGGGGUUGUUGAUGAUUAUACUGUGGUGCCUAGAAGUAGAUUUAACAGCGUUGUGUUACACAGGACUUUGAACUUACGUAAUGCUCCAUCUACAGAUAUGGCUUCAUAUGCAACCUAUAUACACAGUAUGUUGUCAGACAUUGUAUCUUUCUCCAGAGUGUUGGGUGGUGAUGGCAGUGUUAUUGAUAUCAAGCUAAGAGGUAGUAGUUUAACAUCUGACGUAAAUGCUUUGUUAUCUUCAAGUGAUGGUUACAGUGUUGACAGAUUUUCAGACGCUAUUGAACGGGUUAUACAGAGUAACAGUAGCAUUAAAACAGACGAUAGUUUGGUUUUGACUGUUUCCAUUGUGAUGAGCAAAAGCGGUGGUGUUCGUCGUAAGGUGCGUGACCUUACACACAAUCAGGUACUUGAUAGGAAUAGACUGAAUCUUUUCUGCCCAACAAAAAUCUCAAAUAACCUGUGUUUUGCAGUCUGCCUCGCUCAUUUUCAAAAUCCACAAGCACCCCACAACACAUUAGAACCCAUAGCCGAACAAAUACAGACAAAUGCUGGCUACACACGUCACCACAGGGUUGGGUUUAAUGAUAUUGGCUGUUUCGAAUACAAGUAUGGUGUUAAAAUAGUUGUUUUCCACAUAGCUAGUUCAGGUAAUUUAGAGAAGUAUCAAACAAAAGACAAAACACACCAAGACUGUGUUUCUGUAUCUUCAUGACAACCAUUAUUACUUGGUAAAAAAUUUGAAAGCAUUCAUGGGCGUCCCAUAUGUAUGUGAGUUUUGUUAUAAGGGUUACACCAGUGCCAGAGAUCAUAGUUGUAAAUACAGUUGCGAUGUGUGUCAAGAUGUGUUGUGUUACAAGAACCCCAGACAUUUCAAAUAAUGCGACGACUGUUCACGCUACUGCAAGUCCGAAUACUGUUAUAUUCAACAUAAGAAACAGAAACAACAACCUACAACAGGAGUAAUGGCGUCCUCAUGUGAUCUGACCAAGUAUUGUAAAAAAUGUGGCCGCCGUUAUUAUGUUAGUUUAACAAAGCCAAAACCCCACAGAUGUGUGUCAGGACAUUGUGUUCAUUGUGGAGAAGAGUUAAUAUCGGACACCACACAUGAAUGUUACAUACAACCAAUCAAAUUAAAAGAACCCUGCAAUUCAUACAUAUUUUUUGACUUUGAGACACGAUUUGAAAACGGUAAAUAUGAGGCUAAUUUUGUCUGUGCUAUUACAUGUGACGGUAGAGAGUUCACAGCUGAAGGGUCUGACUGUAUAAAGCGUCUUGUUAAAGAAUUUAGAAGACCUACAUACCGGGGUACACAUGUUUGGCGCACAAUGCUGCUGGAUUUGACAAUUUCCUGUUACUGGAAUAUUUUCUAAAGUGGGGAUAGCUGUCAAAAUUACCGUGAUGGGGUGCAGGCUGAUCUCCAUGUAUGACAAAGCAUUCAAACAACGCUACAUAGACCCAUACUCAUUCAUUCCAAUGCGAUUGGCUAAAACAGCGUCAGCGUUAAAUCUAACAUGUUUGGAGAGGGUGCUUUCCACACAAAUUUAAUCUAAAGAAAAAUGUAAGCUAUGUGGGCAAGUAUCCUGACAAGUGUUUUUACGGUUAUGACACUAUGGGUGACAAAGACAGAAAACAGUGAGUGGUACAACACAGUCUCUGGUGGUGUGUUUGACUUCCAAAAGGAAUUAUACAUUUAUGGCCAGAAUGAUGUCGUUUUACUACGCGAAGCGUGUAUUAAGUAUCGUAACGAGUUCAUUCAAUGUACAAAGUUGGAUCCGUUUAACUGUACAACACUAGCAUCAUGUUGCAUGGCUGCGUAAAAAACACGUUUUCUACCCAAAGACACAUUAGUGCUGACACAUAACACGUACAUUAACCAACACAAGACAUUCUCAAAUGUUUCUAUUGAAUGGCUUGAGUAUGUUAAAAGUACAAGAGAUGUCGAUGUACACCACGCACUUUCUCAUGGAGAAAUGAAGUUUGGUGCAUUUUAUGUUGACGGGUAUUAUGAAAAAGAUGUUGUACGUAAAGCUUUAGAAUGUAAUGCUUGCAUGCAUCAUGGUCAUGAAUGUCGCUACAGUCUGAACCAGGCCCACCCAAUGUCAAAGGUGUUAUAUGGUGAACUGAGGAAACAGUUUGACGCCAAGGUAGAGAUGCUUGUUUGUGCAUACAAACUACAUGUGGAAGUAAUGUGGGAAUGUCAGUGGGCGCGCGCUAAGAGGGAAGAUUUGUGUGUUAUGACAUUUAUGUCUAACUAUACAGGCCCCGAAAGACUGGAACCAAGAGACGCACUUUUUGGUGGUAGAACCAAUGCAUACAAAUUGUAUUACAAGGCAAAGAAGGGUGAGAAAAUCAGAUAUUUGGACUUUACUAGUUUGUAUCCAUUCUGUCAAUCUAGACAGAAAUACCCCAUAGGUCACCCUCAAAUAUUUUUCAAAAAUUUUCGACCUCUUGAGGAGUACUACGGUCUAGUUAAAGCAACUGUACAUCCACCUAGAAAACUCCUACACCCUGUUUUACCAUACCACUGUAAUGGUAAGUUAAUGUUCCCACUCUGUCGUACUUGUGCUGAGCAGGAAAACCAGCUUCAAACUUGCACACACAGUGAUAAAGAUAAAUUUAUCACAGGGACCUGGGUUAGUACUGAACUGAUGAAGGCUGUUGAGCAGGGGUAGGUGGUGGCAAAAAUCCAUGAGGUUUGGCAUUUUCCAGACAGUUCAGAGACGUUGUUCUGUGAUUACGUAAAGACAUUUUUACAGUACAAGCAGGAGGCCAGUGGUUAUCCAGUACAAGCCAUCACUGAGGAAGAGAGGGCAGAGUACAUCAGGGAUUAUUUUGAGAAAGAAAAGAUUCAGUUGAACCCUGACAGGAUUAGUGUUAUUGUUAUUAACCAAGCACGACGAUCUAUCAACAAAUUGCUGUUAAAUAGCUUGUGGGGCCGUUUUUCAAUGAGGGAAAACUUGCCAGUGUCUGAACUGUUAACUGACCCUGAACAGUUUUCACAACACAUCUUUGGUGAUGGAUACAAUGUUAAACAUUUUUCUUUUGUGUUUGACAGCACAGCACUGAUUCAGUGGUGCUAUUCUGCCGGAGACAGUUGCCCAACACGUGACAUUAAUGUGUUUCUCGGUGCUUUUACAACUGCACACGCUCGUUUAGAACUGUACAAUCUGAUGGAUAAAUUAGGUGACAGACUGUUGUACAGCGACACUGACAGCGUUAUUUUUGUGUAUUUUUGUGCCCUAUUUAGGGGCCCUAUUUAGGGGAUUUGACUGACGAGAUUGGUGGUGUCGAUUACAUUACAGAAUUUUGCUCAAGAGGUCCCAAGACAUAUGGUUAUCGUACAGCCGGCGGUAAAACAUGCAUGAAAGCAAAAGGAAUCACACUUAAUUCUGAAAUUUCUAAAGUUAUUAGACUCGACACUCUCAUUGGCCUUGUUGACCAUUAUGUAGUUCAUCGUGAUAAUAGUCGUCACAUACUUGCUCGUGCAGACAGUAUUGUGAGAAAUAAAAAGAACCUCACUCUGAAAAACAAGUCAGUUGUGAAACGUUUCAAAGUUGUGUACAACAAAUGGGUUCUGCUGUCUGAUUUUUCAACACUCCCUUAUGGAUACUAAAGGCAUCCGAGACUAUCGCGGUGUACGCGAAGUUGAUGGUUUUGAUUUUAGAUUACAACACCCUUUUUCCUGCGUAAUAAGUGGACCAUCAAAUUCUGGAAAAACAUUUUUCGUAAAAUGUUUCGUAAAACGUGCUGAUGAGUUGGUUUCACCGAAAAAAGAAAACAUAUUGUACAUUUAUAAUUGCUGACAACCCCCUUAUGAUGAAAUGUUGAAAAUAAGAAAUAUUAAUUUUGUUCAAGGGGUACCAACAAUGCUAAAUGAUGCCCUACUAUCGCCUAACAGAAAUAAUUUGUUAAUUAUUGAAAGAUGCCGGGAAUAAUUCUGAGGUGGAAAAGGUAUUUACACAAUAUGUACAUCACCGAAAUUUAAGUGCCAUUUACCUAAUACAGAAUGUUUUUUCAAGGAAAAUCUAGUAGGACUAUUAGUUUAAACACAAACUACCUCAUAUUAUUUAAGAACCCUAGAGAUACUAAUCAGGUUGGUGUAUUAGGUAGACAAAUGUACCCUGGUAAUACAAAAUUUUAAUGGAGUGUUUUCAAAAUACUGUAAGCAACCAUUCGGCCACCUCAUGAUUGAUUAUAAAGCAAAGACUCCUGAAGACUUUCGUCUCAGAACGGAUCUGCUUUCAAACGAUCCUGUUGUGUAUAUAUUCAGAAAAAACGCAGAUAGAUCAAUAUGUCUGACUGGCUAUAUAGAAACUUACCACUUCUUAAACUUUUAUUUAAUGCUAAACCAUCACAGAGACGUGUUAUUUUGCAGGCUGCAUCUGAUGAACUCAUCUUAACCCUGUGUGAAACAGCUCUUAAUGUGCUUACUGGUAACAUACCUCUUACACCAAUGCAACAUUGUAUGUUAAAGAAGAAGAAGACGGCCAUAAAAAUAUUUGCUGAUAAAAGGGGCAGAGUUUCACAAAAAAAGGAAAGUGCUUAAUCAGAAAGGGGGUUUUCUUCUACCAUUGCUAAGCAUCGCAAUACCGUUUAUAACAAGCUUGAUAACAAACAAACAAAACUGAAGUUAUGUUUUUGAAGAGAAUGUUUUUGGUAGCACAACACCAGUUGGAUAAGUUAAAGAGCGAGAACUCGCGGGGAACUAUCAGACAAAUUGUAGAAAAUGACUUAGAUGUGUCUAUUAGAAAUAUUUUGGGUAGGAAUGAUCUUGACGCUCAUGAGAAAGCCAAGCUUUAUGCCGCUGUUUUGCAGAGAUAUUUAACCAUUGCUAAACAGGGUGAUAUGGAGACCAACACUUUAAUUGUCAUUACCACCUGCAGAUAAUGUUAAUAAGGAUGUAAAUGUCAUUGAUCAGACUGAUGACAAAAAUGACGUAAUCACUGAUGUUUUUAGAAAUGUACCCUCACGAAGCAAGAGGAAUGUUCAGUAUGUUUUAGAUAAAAUGUCUAAAUCAAAAGAUGUCAUCCUGGAAUGAAUUUGGUGAAUUUGUCUUGCAUGGAAGUCCAGUCCCAGGGUCGCAUAUUCUGGACAUAGUGAAAAGUUUCACAGCACCGCACAGGGUUAGCGAUGAUCGUAGACCGCCAGGUUGGGAUGAGUUUCUAGAGGCUUUUGCUGUUUUAAACAUACCUCUUUCUACCAUACCAAUCAAGCAUGUAAGACAAAAAAUUGUUUUCUUAAACAAAAAGUCUGCUGGUUAUGCUGCGCCUAGGGGGGACAUUUCACGAUCGUCCGAUAGCAACGGUGAAACCCCAAAGUUUAAAACACCCAUUACUGACAGAAGUAAAUGGCUAAACUUCUAAGUCUUCUUUUUUUUGUGUGUGUUUGUGUGUCUGUGUAUCUUGAUUGUUCACAAUGUUGUGUACAUAUUUGUUUAUGUGUUUUAGAAUUGUAUUAUUUUGUUAACGAUGUGCUGAAUACUGAUGUUGAAUACUGUGUUGUAUUUUGUAAAUAAAUGAC